GGAUUCGCGUUUUGGAGCUGGACUUGCAAGCUGUGCUCAAGAUUGGGUAGCCUACCCGGAAGUGGGCGGCCUUCUGCCCGGAAGGCGCGGGACUCCUUGGCGGCGGCAAAAAUGCUUGGUGUUAAAGGAAACUACCUACUACCCGCAGACUGCGCUCACCGGCUGGUAGCGGAGCUGCAGGGCGCCUUGGACUCCUGCGCCGAUCGGCAGCGGCAGUUGGAGCGGAGCCUGCGCGUUUCCAGGAGGCUGCUGCAGGUCUGGGAACCAGCCAGGACCCCAUCUCCAGUUCCAGAAACCAAAGAAGAGGACCCAAGUCCAGCAUGUGCACCGAGUUCUCAAGAUCUCGAGGAGCUGGAACUUUUGACCCAGGCUCUGGAGAAGGCUGUACGUGUGAGGAAAGGCGUGUCCAAUGCUGGACAAAGAGACAGAACCCCCACUCUGACAUCUAAGGCAGCCACUUCUGGUGCCGCUGCCGCCUCCCAUCCUCGGGCUCCCAGCCGGGGUGGCAGCCGUGUAUUGGGUACAAGAUCCACCAAGGGUAUACAGCGGGCCACAGCCCCUCCCAAGGAUUACCCUGAGCACAGACUACGAUCAAAGGGUGAUAAGACCCAUGUAAGAACACAAGACCAAACUACUGGGUAUGGACCAGACCUCAGGGACCAACAAAUGACCCCGUCAUCUGCUCAUCACACCACAGAACUCUUCGCAUUAAAGGAGAAGGGGACUCUCCUGCAGCUACCUGAGGACUUCAGGAAGGCAGUGUCUCGGAAUUCCUGCCUGUGGGCCCAGCUCAACUCUGCACGAACCAACGACUCCACAGAUGCCACUAGAGCCGCCAAAACUCAGUUCCUCCACAAACUCCAGAUGGCUUCAGGCUGUUCCAGCCACAGGCCCAGUGCUACAGAGGUGGAGGCGCACGCACGGAUCCUGAGGAAGGCCUGUAUGCUGCUGAGACUUCGUAUGCAAAAGGAACUUGCAAUAGCUCCCACUGACUGGAUGCAGGAGUACCGAUGCCUGCUCACCCUGGAAGGACUGCAGACCGUUGUAGGACAGUGUCUCCACAGGAUACAGGUGCUGCAAGCAGCUGUGACAGAGCAACUUCCAGGAGAAUGCCUUGCAGAGACGCGCACUCAGGCCUCGUCCGUUUGCGGAGGAGAGGUGGACUCUGCCUGCAGCCCUGAGCUCCUUCUCUAUGCUAGCACCGAGGAGCUGCAGACCUUGGCCACCUUGAAGCUUCAGGUGGCCUUGCUACACCAGCAGAUCCAUCUAGAAAAGGUUCUGAUGGCUGAACUCCUCCCUCUGAUAAACACCCAGGAUCCUGGAGGACCGCCUUGGCUGGCCUUGUGUCGGGCUGCGUACAGUCUGCUCUGUGAGGGAGGCGAACGCUUCCUCACAGUCCUUCGAGAUGACCCUGCUGACUAAGCAGUCUGGGCAAACAAGCCUCUGUGGGAGAGCCCCCUCCUCUCUUCUGGACUGUAGUGAACAGGGAUUGAGGGAGAUUUUCCAGUUUGGGGGAGCUAUAACCUCACCGAGAAAGCUGCGUGGCCAGGGUGCUCCCCCUCCCCCCAAGCUCUUCUUAGACUUCUUAGUCAGGCUCAGCUUUCUGCCUUCCUGGGGGAGUCCUUGGCUGCCUCUACUUUCUCUCACUCUAGACCUCCAGACUACCUGUAUGACACUAGAACUCCUUUAGGAAGUGUAAGUAUUUAAAUUAUAUCAUAGCAGGGUUUGGUAAGCAGCUUUUUGGUUUCUUGUUUCUUUCUUUGUGGUUUUAAGAAUUGUAUCGAUUACCUAGGUGGGAGGCAGAGGCUGGUGAUUCUGUGAGUUCAAAGCCAGCUUGAUCUACAGAGCAAGCCAGGACCACAAAGAGAAACCCUGUCUCAAAAACCAAAAUGAAAAGACUUGUAUCAAUUAAGGGGUUUGGAGUGCCUGCAAUCCCACAGGGGAGGCUGAAGGAAGAGUAUCCUAAGUUUAAGGCCAGCCUGAACUCUGUUUAAAUAAAAAAGGAAGGGGUUUACCAAUAAAAAUUCAAAAGUAUGAGCUGGAGAGAUGGCUUGACGGUUAAGAGUACUGACUGCUCUUCCAGGGGUCCUGAGUACAAUUCUCAGCAACCACAUGGUGGCUCAUAACCAUCUUUAAUGGGAUCUGAUGCCCUCUUCUGGUGUGUCUGAAGACAGCUACAGUAUAUUUAUAUACAUAAAAUAAAUAAACCUUUUUUAAAAAUUCAAAA
Molecule: messenger RNA, 2227 nt
Organism: Mus musculus (house mouse)
Lineage: Eukaryota; Metazoa; Chordata; Mammalia; Rodentia; Muridae
Gene: Tedc2
Product: tubulin epsilon and delta complex 2
Exons: 10
Coding region: 112-1422 (436 amino acids)
Biological process (GO): cytoskeleton organization; microtubule cytoskeleton organization
Cellular component (GO): centrosome; centriole; cilium
Source: RefSeq, marked validated